UGGGUCUUAUAGGAUCACUGGGGGCGGGGGGGGGGGUUGCAGAGCUUAAUCUGUGAUCUGCAAGCAAGGUGAGAACAAAAGCUCUGUCUCUUUAAGGAACAACUUUCCCCAUUCAGCUAUGCUCCCCCACCUUCCAAAUCCCUUCCUCUGAUUUCUACAUAAACCGGUCAAGGAGGGAUGCGGAGUAAUUUGCUUUAGGGUGAAGAGGAGAAACGCUGAACUCCCAAACCAUGAGGGAAUGUAUCUCCAUUCACAUUGGCCAGGCUGGAGUUCAGAUGGGAAAUGCAUGCUGGGAACUCUACUGCUUGGAGCAUGGGAUCCAGCCGGAUGGGCGGAUUAUCAACAACCAGGCUGCUGGAAUGGAUUCUUCCUUCGGGACGUUCUUCAACGAGACAGGAUUGGGCAAGCACGUCCCCAGGGCCUUAUUUGUCGACCUUGAACCUUCUGUCAUCGAUGAGAUCCGGACCGGCACCUACCGCACCUUGUUUCACCCUGAGCAACUCAUCACCGGCAAGGAGGACGCAGCCAACAACUAUGCCCGCGGCCACUACACCAUCGGGAAAGAGAUCAUACAGCCUGUGAUCGAUAGAGCCCGGAAGAUGGCUGACCAAUGCGAUGGCCUCCAGGGCUUCCUGGUCUUCCACAGCUUUGGUGGAGGUACAGGAUCUGGCUUCACGUCGCUUUUGAUGGGGCAGCUCUCGAUCGAGUUCGGGAAGAAAGCCAAGCUCGAGUUUUCCAUCUACCCUGCCCCCCGGAUCUCUACAGCGGUGGUGGAGCCCUACAACUCCAUUCUGACCACGCACACCACGCUGGAGCACUCGGACUGCUCCUUCAUGGUGGACAACGAGGCCAUCUAUGACAUCUGCAACCGGAACCUCAAUGUUGAGUGUCCAACCUACACCAACCUGAACAGGCUGAUCAGCCAGAUCGUAUCAUCCAUCACCGCUUCCUUGAGAUUUGAUGGUGCUUUGAAUGUUGACCUUACCGAGUUCCAGACCAACCUGGUGCCUUAUCCCAGGAUCCACUUCCCGUUGACGACCUACGCCCCCAUAAUCUCUGCCGAAAAGGCCUAUCACGAGCAACUCUCGGUGCCGGAGAUCACCAACACCUGCUUCGAGUUCGCCAACCAGAUGGUGAAAUGUGACCCUCGGCGGGGGAAGUACAUGGCGUGUUGUCUCCUCUACCGAGGGGACGUGGUGCCCAAAGACGUCAACGCGGCGAUCGCGGCCAUUAAGACCCGGCGGUCCAUCCAGUUUGUGGACUGGUGCCCGACCGGCUUCAAGGUGGGCAUCAACUACCAGCCCCCCACAGUGGUGCCUGGAGGGGAUCUGGCGAAGGUGCAGCGCGCCGUCUGCAUGCUGAGCAACACGACGGCCAUCGCAGAGGCCUGGGCCCGGCUGGAUCACAAGUUUGACCUGAUGUAUGCCAAGCGGGCCUUUGUGCACUGGUACGUGGGGGAGGGCAUGGAGGAAGGGGAGUUCUCUGAAGCCCGGGAGGACAUGGCUGCUCUGGAGAAGGAUUACGAAGAAGUGGGGAGGGAUUCCGCGGAUGACGAAGAAGAGGAUGAAUAUGACGAGUAUUGAGCCCUGCAAGGCAAAUGCAACUCUGGGAUCAGAUGGCUGUCUGCUUCAUGGAGUGUAGCUGCGAGAAAUAAAGCACCCUUAUUUAAAAAAACAAAUGUGGCAAAUAAAAAGAAUGAAAUGA
This is a messenger RNA of Heteronotia binoei (common prickly gecko), 1704 nucleotides long. RefSeq names its product tubulin alpha-3 chain-like. Gene Ontology annotation, molecular function: GTP binding; structural constituent of cytoskeleton. NCBI's taxonomy places the organism in Eukaryota, Metazoa, Chordata, Lepidosauria, Squamata, Gekkonidae. The transcript is spliced from 4 exons. Gene Ontology annotation, biological process: microtubule cytoskeleton organization; mitotic cell cycle. Bases 231 to 1583 code for a protein of 450 amino acids. Gene Ontology annotation, cellular component: cytoplasm; microtubule. The record is from RefSeq and is a predicted model, not a curated record.